Molecule: messenger RNA, 9386 nt
Organism: Gadus chalcogrammus (walleye pollock)
Lineage: Eukaryota; Metazoa; Chordata; Actinopteri; Gadiformes; Gadidae
Exons: 18
Biological process (GO): regulation of transcription by RNA polymerase II
Molecular function (GO): DNA-binding transcription factor activity; RNA polymerase II cis-regulatory region sequence-specific DNA binding
Source: RefSeq, a predicted model, not a curated record
CGAAAUUCGAAGGGGCGUUUCCUGAACUGAACACUCGGAAUGACUGAAUCAGUUGUAAGAACUGUUAACGAAGGUUGAACAUGAGCGAGAAUUUAUCAAGUGAUGUUUAAAAUUAAUCUUAAGUAUCGUAAUGCAAAUGUUAGGAUUGGUGUUAAGUUCGCCUAUUAGUGCUUGCUGCAAGUUCUAUCAAUGAAGUGGGCAGACAUUAUUGUGACGUCAACUCGGAUGCUCAGGUUGCUCUACUUCCGCACGAAGUUCCGAGGGAAAUCUCCGACCAGUGUCAAGGCGAUUUCCUCCGAUCCCAAUCUCCGAAAUUCCCAGCGACUCAGACUGUUUUGGAGGCACCAUUAAACGAACCCAGUUCUUCUCGACCGCUCGUAUUUUUUCGAGUGUUCGAUUGUGUGUUCUUAUCAACAACAGUGAAAUAUGUCAAUCAACAUGUCACCGUGCGGCCCAAAUGUGGAAGAACAGCUUUCGUCCAUAAUGAACGUACUGGCGAGAGCUGCCGUAUCUGAAAUUAGCCAACUGUUCUCGGAAGGCUCGGCUACCCUUCGUUUACAAAUAACUCGGGGCCUGAAAGAAAACCAAUCGCUGAGGAUGAGGAUGAAGGUGAUGAGGAGUGAGCUGUUUUCUUUGCGACUUCAAACGAGAUCAAAUGCAUCGUGUGCGGCAACUGGUUGUGCCCUGGCUCGAGCCAACAUCUCUAAACCACGGGGAAAUGAUGGAAACCGUCAAGAGCCCGGAAUGGUUUCCAGCCAGAUGCCACAUCUGCUGGUUUAUCAUUCUCAAACAUCAAUUUGUUCAAAACAAGACUGCGAUGACUUUGGAGACCGCAGCACACAGCACGACGCCACCUCAGAUAGUCUGCAUGUGGACGCCCCUGGCUCCUCCCACAUGUCCAGUCACAGCGAGGAGCUGAGGAUCCUGAGCGUCCACGGAAAAGGGGAGGGCCCACUGGCGCUGGACGGCCAUGACACACUCUUCAACGCCUCCGAACUGGAGGCCCUGGACUCGCUGUCUGCAGACCACAGCGUGGACAAGAGCCUGGAGCGCGGCGAGCAGCUGGUCCGCCACGAGGAGCUGACUGGGCAGCAGACCCCAGACACCAUUUUAAUCAAGGAGGAAGAGGAUAUUGGUGGAGGCAUGCCCGCCGUAGAAGACUGCGAUGACUUUGGAGACUGCAGCACACAACCCAGCGCCACCUUGGAUAGUCUGCAUGUGGACGGUCCUGGCUCCUCCCACAUGUCAAGUCACAACAGGGAGCUGCGUAUCCUGAGCGUCCACGGAAAAGCGGAGGGCCCACUGGUGGUUUGCGGCCAUGACAACCUCUUCACGACGUUCAAACCGGAGGCUCUGAGCUCGCUGUCCGCGGAACAAAGCGUGGCAAAGAGCAUGGAGCGCGGCGAGCAGCUGGUCCACCUUGAGGAGCUGACUGGGCAUCGGGGUGGCGGCAAGGACCAGCCCGGUGUGUUGUCUGGUAAGGAUUUACCCGACAAUACCAAUAUGACCAAUCACAUGCGUACCCACACCGGCGAGAAGCCGUACGAGUGCAACCAAUGCAAGAAGCGCUUCCAACAGAAAGGCGCCCUGAAGACCCACAUGAUGACUCACUCCGGGGAGAAGCCCUACAGGUGUGACCAAUGCUUGAAGAGCUUCAGUCAUAGCUUCGACCUGAAGGUCCACAUGAGGACUCACUCCGGGGAGAAGCCCUACAGGUGUAAACAAUGCAUGAGGUGCUUCGUGCAGAGCUCUCACCUGAAGAGCCACAUGAGGACUCACUCCGGGGAGAAGCCCUACAGGUGUAACCAAUGCGUGAAGCGCUUCAGACGGAGCUCCAGCCUGAAGAGCCACAUGAGGACUCACUCCGGGGAGAAGCCCUACAGGUGUGACCAAUGCGGGAAGCACUUCAGUCAUAGCUCCUACCUGAAGAGCCACAUGAGGACUCACUCCGGGGAGAAAGCCUACAGCUGUGACCAAUGCGAGAAGCGCUUCAGUCAAAGCUCCGUCCUGAAGAUCCACAUGAGGACUCACUCCGGGGAGAAGCCCUACAGUUGUGACCAAUGCAUGAAGUGCUUCGGACAGAGCUCAAUCCUGAAGAUGCACAUGAGGACUCACUCCGGGGAGAAGCCCUACAGGUGUGACCAAUGUGUGAAGCGCUUCAGUCAGAGCUCCACCCUGAAGAACCACAUGAGGACUCACUCCAGGGAGAAGCCCUGAAGGUGCAACGCCAGCCUCAAAGAUAUGUUAUUAAACAUGUCACCGUGCGGUCCAACUCUGGAAGAACAGCUUUCGUCCAUAAUGGACGUACUUGCGAAAGCUGCUGUAUCUGAAAUUAGCCAACUGUUCUCGGAAGGCUCGGCUACCCUUCGCUUACAAAUAACUCGGAGCCUGAAAGAAAACCAAGCGCUGAGGAUGAGGAUGAAGGUGAUGAGGAGUGAGCUGUUUUCUUUGCGGCUUCAAACGAGAUCAAAUGCAUCCUGUGCCGCAAGUCUUUUUGCCCUGGCUCGAGCGGACAUCUGCAAACCAGAGACUAAACCACAGGGAGAUGAAGACUGCGAUGACUUUGGAGACCGCAGCACACAGCGCGGCGCCACCUCAGAUAGUCUGCAUGUGGACGCCCCUGGCUCCUACCAGAUGUCCAGUCACAGCGAGGAGCUGAGGAUCCUGAGCGUCCACGGAAAAGGGGAGGGCCCACUGGCGCUGCACGGUCAUGACUCCCUCUUCACCGUGUCUGAACUGGAGGCCCUGAACUCUCUUUCUGCAGACCACAGCGUGGCCAAGAGCCUGGAGCGCGGCGAGGAGCUGACUGUGCAGCAGACCCCAGACACUGUUUUAAUCAAGGAUGAAGAGGAAAUUUGUGGAGGCAUGCCCACUGCAGAAGACUGCGAUGACUUUGGAGACCGCAGCACACAGCGCGGCGCCACCUCAGAUAGUCUGCAUGUGGACGCCCCUGGCUCCUCCCACAUGUCCAGUCACAGCGAGGAAAUGAGGAUCCUGAGCGUCCACGGAAAAGGGGAGGGCCCACUGGCGCUGCACGGUCAUGACACCCUCUUCACCGUGUCUGAACUGGAGGCCCUGAACUCUCUGUCUGCAGACCACAGCGUGGCCAAGAGCCUAGAGCGCGGCAAGGAGCUGGUCCACCGUGAGGAGCUGACGGUUCAGCAGACCGCAGACACUGUUUUAAUCAAGGAUGAAGAGGAAAUUGGUGGAGUCAUGCCCACUGCAGAAGACUGCGAUGACUUUGGAGACUGCAGCACACAGCGCGGUGCCCCCUCAGAUGGUCUGCAUGUGGACGCCCCUGGCUCCUCCCACCUGUCCAGUCACAGCGAGGAGCUGAGGAUCCUGAGCGUCCACGGAAAAGGGGAGGGCCCACUGGCGCUGCACAGCCAUGACGCCCUCUUCACCGUGUCCGAACUGGAGGCCCUGAACUCUCUGUCUGCAGACCACAGCGUGGCCAAGAGCCUGGAGUGCGGCGAGCCGCUGGUCCACCGUGAGGAGCUGGCUGCGCAUCGGGGAGGUGGCAAGGACCCACCCGGUGUGUUAUCUGGCCAGGGUUUACCCGACGAUACCAAUAUGACCAACCACAUGCGUACCCACUCCGGGGAGAAGCCCUACAGGUGUGACCAAUGCGUGAAGCGCUUCAGUCAGAGCUCCGCCCUGAAGAGACACAUGAGGACUCACUCCGGGGAGAAGCCCUACAGGUGUGACCAAUGCGUGAAGCGCUUCAGUAAGAGCUCUCACCUGAAGAGCCACAUGAGGGCUCACUCCGGGGAGAAGCCCUACCAGUGUGACCAAUGCGUGAAGCGCUUCAGUACGAGCUCUCACCUGAAGAGCCACAUGAGGGCUCACUCCGGGGAGAAGCCCUACCAGUGUGACCAAUGCGAGAAGCGCUUCGGACACAGCUCCAACCUGAAGAAACACAUGAGGACUCACUCCGGGGAGAAGCCCUACAGUUGUGACCAAUGCAUGAAGUGCUUCGGACAGAGCUCCGAACUGAAGAUCCACAUGAGGACUCACUCCGGGGAGAAGCCCUACAGGUGUGACCAAUGCGUGAAGCGCUUCAGUACGAGCUCCAACCUGAAGAUCCACAUGUGGACUCACUCCGGGGAGAAGCCCUACAGGUGUGACCAAUGCGUGAAGCGCUUCUGUACGAACUCCGACCUGAAGAAACACAUGAACACUCACUCCGGGGAGAAGCCCUACCAGUGUGACCAAUGCGUGAAGCGCUUCAGUACGAGCUCUCACCUGAAGAGCCACAUGAGGGCUCACUCCGGGGAGAAGCCCUACCAGUGUGACCAAUGCGAGAAGCGCUUCGGACACAGCUCCAACCUGAAGAAACACAUGAGGACUCACUCCGGGGAGAAGCCCUACAGGUGUGACCAAUGCGUGAAGCGCUUCUGUACGAACUCCGACCUGAAGAAACACAUGAACACUCACUCCGGGGAGAAGCCCUACAGGUGUGACCAAUGCGUGAAGCGCUUCAGUCGGAGCUUUGACCUGAAGGUCCACAUGAGGACUCACUCCGGGGAGAAGCCCUACAGGUGUGACCAAUGCGUGAAGCGCUUCAGUCGGAGCUUCAACCUGAAGAUCCACAUGUGGACUCACUCCGGGGAGAAGCCCUACAGGUGCAAUGCCAGCUUUAGCGACCCAAACAACGAGGCAAUGGGGUGCUUUGACACAGGGCAACGGGCGCUUAAUAUGUUAACAAAUAUGUCACUCUGCGGCCCAACUUUGGAAGAACAGCUUUCGUCCAUAAUUGACGUACUUGCGAAAGCUGCUGUAUCAGAAAUUAGCCAACUGUUCUCGGAAGGCUCGGCUACCCUUCGAUUACAAAUAACUCGGAGCCUGAAAGAAAACGAAGCGCUGAGGACGAGGAUGAAGGUGAUGAGGAGUGAGCUGUUUUCUUUGCGGCUUCAAACGAGAUCAAAUGCAUCGUGUGCGGCCAUUCGUUUGGCCUUGGCUCGAGCCUACACCUGCAAACCAAAUGAUGACUGCAGUGACUUUGGAGACCGCAGCACACAGCGCGACGCCAUCUCAGAGACUCUUUACACCCCUGGCUCCUCCCACAUGUCCAGUCACAGCGAGGAGCUGAGGAUCCUGAGCGUCUAUGGAAAAGGGGAGGGCCCACUGGCGCUGGACGGCAAUGGCACACUCUUCAACUUGUCCGAACUGGAGGCCCUGAACUCGCUGUCUGCAGACCACAGCGUGGCCAAGAGCCUGGAGCGCGGCGAGGAGCUGACUGUGCAGCAGACCGCAGACACUGUUUUAAUCAAGGAUGAAGAGGAAAUUGGUGGAGGCAUGCCCACUGCAGAAGACUGCGAUGACUUUGGAGACCGCAGCACACAGCGCGGCGCCACCUCAGAUAGUCUGCAUGUGGACGCCCCUGGCUCCUCCCACAUGUCCAGUCACAGCGAGGAAAUGAGGAUCCUGAGCGUCCACGGAAAAGGGGAGGGCCCACUGGCGCUGCACGGUCAUGACACCCUCUUCACCGUGUCUGAACUGGAGGCCCUGAACUCUCUGUCUGCAGACCACAGCGUGGCCAAGAGCCUAGAGCGCGGCAAGGAGCUGGUCCACCGUGAGGAGCUGACUGUUCAGCAGACCGCAGACACUGUUUUAAUCAAGGAUGAAGAGGAAAUUGGUGGAGUCAUGCCCACUGCAGAAGACUGCGAUGACUUUGGAGACUGCAGCACACAGCGCGGUGCCCCCUCAGAUGGUCUGCAUGUGGACGCCCCUGGCUCAUCCCACCUGUCCAGUCACAGCGAGGAGCUGAGGAUCCUGAGCGUCCACGGAAAAGGGGAGGGCCCACUGGCGCUGCACAGCCAUGACGCCCUCUUCACCGUGUCCGAACUGGAGGCCCUGAACUCUCUGUCUGCAGACCACAGCGUGGCCAAGAGCCUGGAGUGCGGCGAGCCGCUGGUCCACCGUGAGGAGCUGGCUGCGCAUCGGGGAGGUGGCAAGGACCCACCCGGUGUGUUAUCUGGCCAGGGUUUACCCGACGAUACCAAUAUGACCAACCACAUGCGUACCCACUCCGGGGAGAAGCCCUACAGGUGUGACCAAUGCGUGAAGCGCUUCAGUCAGAGCUCCGCCCUGAAGAGACACAUGAGGACUCACUCCGGGGAGAAGCCCUACAGGUGUGACCAAUGCGUGAAGCGCUUCAGUAAGAGCUCUCACCUGAAGAGCCACAUGAGGGCUCACUCCGGGGAGAAGCCCUACCAGUGUGACCAAUGCGUGAAGCGCUUCAGUACGAGCUCUCACCUGAAGAGCCACAUGAGGGCUCACUCCGGGGAGAAGCCCUACCAGUGUGACCAAUGCGAGAAGCGCUUCGGACACAGCUCCAACCUGAAGAAACACAUGAGGACUCACUCCGGGGAGAAGCCCUACAGUUGUGACCAAUGCAUGAAGUGCUUCGGACAGAGCUCCGAACUGAAGAUCCACAUGAGGACUCACUCCGGGGAGAAGCCCUACAGGUGUGACCAAUGCGUGAAGCGCUUCAGUACGAGCUCCAACCUGAAGAUCCACAUGUGGACUCACUCCGGGGAGAAGCCCUACAGGUGUGACCAAUGCGUGAAGCGCUUCUGUACGAACUCCGACCUGAAGAAACACAUGAACACUCACUCCGGGGAGAAGCCCUACCAGUGUGACCAAUGCGUGAAGCGCUUCAGUACGAGCUCUCACCUGAAGAGCCACAUGAGGGCUCACUCCGGGGAGAAGCCCUACCAGUGUGACCAAUGCGAGAAGCGCUUCGGACACAGCUCCAACCUGAAGAAACACAUGAGGACUCACUCCGGGGAGAAGCCCUACAGUUGUGACCAAUGCAUGAAGUGCUUCGGACAGAGCUCCGAACUGAAGAUCCACAUGAGGACUCACUCCGGGGAGAAUCCCUACAGGUGUGACCAAUGCGUGAAGCGCUUCUGUACGAACUCCGACCUGAAGAAACACAUGAACACUCACUCCGGGGAGAAGCCCUACAGGUGUGACCAAUGCGUGAAGCGCUUCAGUCGGAGCUUUGACCUGAAGGUCCACAUGAGGACUCACUCCGGGGAGAAGCCCUACAGGUGUGACCAAUGCGAGAAGCGCUUCGGACACAGCUCCAACCUGAAGAAACACAUGAACACUCACUCCGGGGAGAAGCCCUACAGUUGUGACCAAUGCGUGAAGCGCUUCAGUCAGAGCUCUCAACUGAAGAUCCACAUGAGGACUCACUCCGGGGAGAAGCCCUACAGGUGUGACCAAUGCGUGAAAAGCUUCAGUCAGACCUCCGACCUGAAGGUCCACAUGAGGACUCACUCCGGGGAGAAGCCUUACAGGUGUGACCAAUGCUUGAAGCACUUCAGUACGAGCUCUUACCUGAAGAGCCACAUGAAGAUUCACUCCGGGGAGAAGCCAUACAGGUGUGACCAAUGCUCAAGGCGCUUCCAACUGAAAGGCCACCUGAAGAUCCACAUGAGGACUCACUCCGGGGAGAAGCCCUACAGUUGUGACCAAUGCGUGAAGCGCUUCAGUCAGAGCUCUCACCUGAAGAUCCACAUGAGGACUCACUCCGGGGAGAAGCCCUACAGGUGUGACCAAUGCGUGAAGAGCUUCAGUCAGACCUCCGACCUGAAGGUCCACAUGAGGACUCACUCCGGGGAGAAGCCUUACAGGUGUGACCAAUGCUCAAGGCGCUUUAGACGGAGCUCCACUCUGAAGUACCACAUGAAGACUCACUCCGGGGAGAAGCCCUGAAUGUGCAACGCCAGCUUCAGCGACCCAAACAACGAGGCAAUGCGGUGCUUUGACACAGGGCAAUGGGCGCUUUGAUUGAAACCUCUAUCCUCUAACCUCUAUCUACUUUCUAUAAAAAAAAGAAUAAUAAUAAUUGAUCGAGUUACAGAAAACUCGGUCAAGAAAGAUGAGAAGAAUUCAUAGAAUUCGAAGGCAAACCCAUGCGUCUAGUUUGCUUAGAAGCGAUAUCAGUCAUUAAAGAUAUCCACUUAAGUCGCCACUACAACUACUGCAACUGCUUGUUGGGUUUGAGUUCAUUGAGUUGUUGCACUUAAUGUGGGCCACUGUUUUUGAUUUUUUGACUUCAUUGAAUGAUGAUGUAUGUGAGCCCUUUGCACUGAUAAAAAUACUGACCAUUCAUGUGGCUGUUAGAGCAUGGAAAACAUUAAAUGAAUGUAUGUUGGUUCAAUUAACAUACCGUACAUAGGUUAUGAUUCUGGAAGAUUUUUUAGGUAGUGGCCAUCCCCAAAAUGCACCAGAAUACAGGAAAUCAAUCAACCAAAUUCAAAAUUGUGUAGCUUCUCUCAGCUCACGUUUAGUUGAAGUGUGCAGUCAUGUGGCCCUCUGAUGGUUAUGAUGAAAAAUGUGGCCCUCUUUAUCAUGAAAGUUGCCCAUCCCUGCUCUAGACAUUGAAAUGACUGUCGUUUUUUUUUCCCGCUUUAUUAAAGACGCUUUCCAACUUUUCAUUCGCCAUAAUUGAUGUCUGUGUCAUGAAUCACACCUCGGACUCCCCAAUAUUUGAUUUAAAUGAAUAGAUUCUACCUUUGCUAUAACGCUUUAUGCUCUCUGCAAAACAUGACUAGAGCCCUGAUGAACCACAAGUCAAACUUGCAUUUCGAAGAUGGAAAUUGUCAAUAGCCCAGGGCCCGGUUUCCCGAGACCUACUUCUGAUAUGUUUUUGCGGGAGCAAAUCACCAAGUUGGCUUUUCCCCCUGGCGUGCCAUUGGCUUGUUUAAAACAAUGAUGACAGGGAAGCGACAGCAAGCAACCAGUUGUGUACAGAGUAAUUUGAAAUAGGCCUAUUGAUCACGCCUCUUGUGCUGAAGAAAAUUACGGUAGCUUCCCCAGACCAACGUGCAAUCUACGAUUGAUCUUCUGGCAAUAGCCAAGCUAGCAUGGAGGAGAAGUGAUUGAUGCGGACUCCCGGAGCUCUAUAUCUAAAUAAUAUAUUAUACAAUAUAUAGGUAUCUAUAUAAUAUUAUCUAUAAUAUCAUGGCCAAAAGCUGUGUGCGCCUCCAGAGGAUAUUAUGAAUUAAAGACUGUAUGGGACGUCUCUGGUAGCCUACUUCCACAACAAGUAAAGACUCAUAGUGUGGGUUAUCUCGGCCAGAGUCCUGCACGUGUUCGGGUACCCGACUGGUGACCCGCACAAUUUGGAUUAAACGGUUGAAAAAGAAUAGGCUACUGUGUCGGACACGGGUUUGGGUUGGGUCGGACGCCUUAACAGCGUGGGUUGGUCGCGGGUUUUGCGAUUGCGAGCGAGACUUCUCUCCGGUUCUGGAUAUGUAGCCUAAUUGAGGAGCGGAGGAUUCAACUAAAACCGUCCACAGUGGAUGAUGUGCUUUUUUUGCACAGCAAUCUAAAGCACCAUGCCAAACACCAGAUAGUGUAAUUCCUCA